AAAGUUAACCCUUUCAUAUCAUUGAGAAGUAAUUAUAUUUCCUCCCAAAGAAUCUAACCAAACGUAUAUGUGAAAAGGGGAUCGUGCGCGCAAAAGCAGAACAAAACCAUAGUUGAGAUUAAACCCAAGAACAUAACAUAAGACUGUGUUUUUGGCUGAGGAAACAAAGCCCUGAAUCAACUCUGAAUAUUGUGCCUAUGGCUUCCUCCACCAAAUCGCUUCUUCUUUUUCUUUUCAUUCAAUUUUGCUUCUCACUUUUACCCUCAUCAUUCGCUCAAUCGCCUACCCCUGGGUCUUCUGAUGGAUACACCAUUUAUGGUCGAGUCAAGAUCCCUAGUUAUGGAACAAAAGAAUUCAGCCUUCCAGCAAAAGUUUCAAAUGUCAAAGUGAUACUUAAUGGUGGUCAAAGAGUUUCUUUUCUGAGGCCUGAUGGAUAUUUCUCAUUCCACAAUGUGCCUGCAGGGACUCAUUUAAUUGAAGUGGCUGCAAUAGGCUAUUUCUUUUCUCCAGUACGAGUUGAUGUCAGUGCCAGAAACCCUGGCAAAAUUCAGGCAGCAUUGACAGAAAAUAGGAGGGGGCUGACUGAGUUUGUCUUAGAGCCAUUGAAGGAGGAACAAUAUUAUGAGAUUAGGGAGCCAUUCUCUAUUAUGUCCAUUGUGAAGAGUCCAAUGGGUUUGAUGAUGGGAUUUAUGCUGAUUGUUGUCUUCCUUAUGCCCAAAUUGAUGGAGAACAUGGAUCCAGAAGAAAUGAAACGCGCUCAAGAAGAAAUGAGAAAUCAAGGAGUUCCAUCUUUAGCAAGCUUGUUACCUGGUGCGGCAAGAAACUAGUAGUUGAACAAGUAAUGAUGAGAACCGGUGAGCACAUUUGUUUUCCCGAGCAGGAGCUGAAGACAUAUUACGUACCAAGAUUAGAGAAUUUUGUUAUAACAAAUUGGUGCUUAGAGAAAUCUUUGAUUAUUUAUGUUAUGGAAUUGUUGAAUUUGAAAUUUCUAUAGGGAUAUGUUAGCAUGUUUUAUCUAAACUGACACGAAUAGGCUUCCAUGUAACUGUCCUCACUUUCUUCAAUGUUGAUAACCAAUAGACUGCCGAUAUGGAUAAAAUGUAUUGGAUUGCUUGCCGAAACCGUUUACUUUUUACAUUUGGUCCUCAUGCUAAAAAAUAUAUUUGAUUUAUGGUA
Trifolium pratense (red clover) is the source of this 1176-nucleotide messenger RNA. RefSeq names its product ER membrane protein complex subunit 7 homolog. Lineage: Eukaryota; Viridiplantae; Streptophyta; Magnoliopsida; Fabales; Fabaceae. Gene Ontology annotation, cellular component: EMC complex. Bases 198 to 827 code for a protein of 209 amino acids. Gene Ontology annotation, molecular function: carbohydrate binding. The transcript has 7 exons. The record is from RefSeq and is a predicted model, not a curated record.